Centrocercus urophasianus (Greater sage-grouse) is the source of this 999-nucleotide messenger RNA. It is a transcript of the gene MMAA, whose product is annotated as metabolism of cobalamin associated A. The transcript is spliced from 7 exons. NCBI's taxonomy places the organism in Eukaryota, Metazoa, Chordata, Aves, Galliformes, Phasianidae. Gene Ontology annotation, molecular function: GTP binding; GTPase activity. The coding region runs from base 108 to 869 and encodes 253 amino acids. Gene Ontology annotation, cellular component: cytoplasm. The record is from RefSeq and is a predicted model, not a curated record.
GUGGGACGGCCGCCGGGUUUCUGCAGACAGAAGUGCAGUGGUAUACCUCUGGAUUAUCUGGUCCUCCUGGUGCUGGGAAAUCAACUUUCAUUGAAUGCUUUGGGAAAAUGCUUACAGAAAGAGGACACAAAGUAUCAGUGCUGGCUGUAGACCCCUCUUCUAGUACAAGUGGUGGUUCUUUACUGGGUGAUAAAACACGGAUGACUGAGUUGUCAAGAGACAUGAAUGCAUACAUCAGACCUUCUCCAACGAGAGGAACAUUAGGAGGUGUAACAAGGACUACAAAUGAAGCCAUUCUGCUGUGCGAAGGAGGAGGCUACGAUGUUGUUCUUGUGGAAACUGUAGGUGUGGGACAGUCAGAAUUUGCUGUGGCUGACAUGGUUGAUAUGUUUAUAUUAUUGCUGCCACCCGCGGGCGGUGAUGAAUUACAGGGUAUCAAGCGGGGUAUAAUUGAGAUGGCAGAUCUAGUUGCUGUAAAUAAAGCUGAUGGUGAUUUAAUUGUGCCCGCACGGAGAAUACAAGCUGAAUAUGUUAGUGCUAUGAAGCUGCUUCGCAAGCGUUCAAAGGUUUGGAGACCAAAGGUAAUGCGUAUCUCUGCCAAGACUGGAGAAGGGAUCUCAGAUAUGUGGGAUAAAAUGACAGAAUUUCGCGACCUCAUGCUCACAAGCGGUGAGCUGAUUGCCAAGCGACGGAAACAGCAGAAAGUGUGGAUGUGGAAUCUCAUCCAAGAAAAUAUGUUGGAACAUUUCCGGAGUCAUUUGGCAGUCAAAGAUAAGAUUCCACUUCUAGAAGAAAAAGUUCUUAGUGGUGUCUUGUCUCCCGGGCUGGCAGCCGACCUGCUGCUGAAAGCAUUCAAGGAUGGUAUCUAAUCAUUGUAUUCUGCUGUGUUCUUGCUGCUGAAGGCAUUCAAGGAUGGUCUCUAAUCAUUAUAUUCUACUGUGUUCUUGCUGAUUUCUUCAUGUAAACGUAAAUAUUAAAUUCAGUUUUUGUCUGUGUGAA